Lingula anatina is the source of this 4048-nucleotide messenger RNA. RefSeq lists its product as uncharacterized. The record is from RefSeq and is a predicted model, not a curated record. Lineage: Eukaryota; Metazoa; Brachiopoda; Lingulata; Lingulida; Lingulidae. Gene Ontology annotation, molecular function: protein binding; calcium ion binding.
CCUCAUUCAUUGGGUUGUUGACAUUGGAUUUGCUGUUUGUAUUGCCAAUUGUAUACUAAAGGCUAUGUUAUUCUAUAGGUGAACUAAAUAGCGACAACAGCUUUUUAGUUAGAGAUGGCCGUGGCACGACUGUUGUCUUGAGUUUGCACAACUUCGGCCAUGAGUUAGAUUUCACGAUGUUUAGUGGCAGUCCACCGCAGCGAGCAAAAUCAAGUUAUCAGAGAAAGGUGAUAAAAAGACAAGGGAAAGAUGACUCCUCAAUUGAUUUAAACCACAACCAACGAUGCUCAAGACAUAGUCACAGUAGGGAUUCUCUUGCAAGCAGCAGUAAAAGUUCACUUUCAGCAGGCAUAGGCAGUAGCAGUAGUUAUGUAGACCAAAGAUACAAUGUUGGGGAUCCUCUACCGGAUAUCCUUAUCCGUCCCAUCACAGCGACACCUGGUGGAUACAAAUCCCAGAGAGGACAGCACCAACAACGAGCCAAAAGCAGCUAUGGCAAACUAAGGAGUACUAUUCCCAGUGCCAAAUCCAAGGGGGAAGCCUCUGCAAGGAGGAAGAGUGCCAGUCCGCAGGCAUGGUCAGUCACGGAGCUAAAAGGUACCGGUGCUGAUGCUGAUGACGAGGAAGAAGAAGAUGAAGAGCAAGAAGAUGAUAAUAAACCUAAGACUCAAAGGCCAGAAGAUCACGAGCUGUAUGUCAGGCCACCAUCAUGGCCUAUAGAGGAAGGCAUCCUCCCCCAGGCAAUACUAGACAGACAACUAGUGACAGAGAAUGGACUGGAAGAAGAGACAGCAGACGACAUGCUCGGAGCGUCGUUUGGCUCUGAGGAGCGCCCCCAGACACCCAGUACAUUGUACAGGGAAGCUUUCGAGGCAUGGCUGGAAGGGCCUCCUCAGGAGUCUGAUGAAUACGACACAGAUCUUGAGGAUGCAAAAGUUCCAAAACCAAAGGAAAAAGAAGAUUCCACUGGCAAGAGAACAUAUGAAGAAAAAUGUAAACAGACAGGUGUCGUUCCUGUUUCUUAUAUAGUCAAGAACUUGGGAGAGCGUCACCUCAAGAUGUGUCACCAUUACCUGGGAGGACCUGCCACCAAACCCUUGGCAGCAGCUUUCAAGGUGAACACGGUGACAGAGAUGGUGGACCUGACAGACAACUAUCUGGAGGGAUUGGGAGGGAUGGCACUGGCCAAGAUGCUGGAAGAAAAUCACUUUAUUGUACAGAUGAAUGUCUCGGAGAACUUCAUAGGGCUGAGAGGCUGCCGGGCAUUUGCUGACAUGCUGCAGAUUAAUACUACACUGAAAACACUUGUCCUGAAAGAAAACCACCUCACUGAUGCAUGUGCCAAACUUUUAGGAGAAGCCCUGAAGAAUAACGAAUCUCUCACCUCCUUGGAUCUUAGCCAUAAUGAGAUUGGUGAAGUUGGUGGUGUUCAUUUAGCCUCUGGACUGACGGUGAAUGAAAGCGUGAUUGACCUGGACCUUAGCUGGAACUCCAUAUGCAGGAAAGGGGCAGUGGCACUGGCUAAUUGUUUAAAGGUAAACAACACAAUUGAGAUUUUGGACCUUUCUUGGAAUGGCUUUGCCUACCAUGGCUGCUUUGCCCUGAUGAGGUCUCUCAAGGUCAAUACCAGACUCAGGGUGCUAGAUCUUAGUAAUAAUAGAUUGAAUGCUCAAGCAGCUCAAAAAUUUGGUUUAGGACUUGCAAAGAAUACAGGGAUUGAAACACUGAUGCUCAACAUGAACCAUAUAGGAGAGCAAGGGUUGGAAUACAUAGUGAAGGCAGUGAGCAGCAACCCUAAGAUUAAACUCCUGGGGUUGGAGGACAUUACGCUCUCCCCAAAUAUCUACCUCAAGAUCAAGGAACUUGAAGAGUCCAGAGACAUCAUUAUAAUGCAUUCUGGGAUAGGAGGUUAUGGGAGGUCCAUGAUGGCAGACACCGUCCUGACGGUGUUUGAUCGUUUCAUCAAGGAGAACGAGAUGGGCAUGGAGGACCUGUUCCUGCAGUUUGACAAGGACAAGAGUGGAGACAUCACCGUGGACGAAAUGAAGUACGGACUCAAGGAAGCGGGACUCAGACUAACUAAUAAUCAACUGGACAUACUCCUUGGUGAGUUGGACAGGGACAGGAAUGGCACUCUGGAGAAGCAUGAGGUCCUGGGUGGCAAGCUGCUGAUGGAGAGCAAGGGAAAAAGACGAGAGCUCCAGAACAUGGGCUGGUCCUUUGAGGAAGAGAGGCGGGCCAGAGGUGUCACCAUGAAGUGGGAAGGAAUGACACUUUGAUGACAGGGAAACUAGGGGUUUCACCAUGAACUUAAAAGGAAUGACACUUUGGUGACAGGAGAGGGAGACGUCAAAUAAAGUGAGAGACAGCAGAGAAGGGAAGAAUUGUUAAAGAGAAUGACUUCCUGGUAAAAGAUGGGCACUGUCAUAGUUGACCUUUAGGAGAACCUGCUGUGAACUUUGACCUCCUUGAGACCUUCUGGCCCCAUGUAUUGCACAGACAGUGAUUUACUGGAGACUGGGAUGUCACCAGAUGGCAGCACUAGUCAGCAGAAAAUACCCAAAAUGCCAUAGUUUGCCUAACAGGAUUGUACCAAGGACAAAAGUGCAGGGAUGGAGAUGUUACUUAAAAUAAAAAAAAUAUAUAUGAAACUGUAGAAAGAUGCUGGAUUUUUUUUUUAAUUUGAAAGUCCUGUAAAUUUAAGCAAUGGUUACAGGUUUUGGUGUACUUCUCGUAAUCAUUUAUUUAUGUUUUGCAUUCUCUGUUCCUGUAUUGACCCACCGACUACAUGUGCCAACAUUUUCAGCAUCAUCUAUGUAGAGAUCUGAUCUUAACACCUCUAGUACAUGAAGCAAGGGUAGAGUGAUGAGUGAGUUUAAAUAUAUAUAUAAAUAUAUAUAAAUAUAUAUAUAUAUAUAUAUAUAUAUAUAUAUUAGGAGAAAAAGUUCAUUUUCAGCAUUUUAUGUGAUUUAGAACUGUUGGUCUAAGAAUUUGUUAAGGUUACUGUUAUUUUUGUUCAUUACUGUUGUGAAAGUUGGGUUAAUAAACCUUCCCUGCUGGGGAAAUUUUUUGAAUUUCAGUUAUUAUUGGUAAAGAUGGGGUUUUGUGAUCAUAACCAAGAGGGUAUGCCCAGGUGAUAAGAGCAAGUGAUAAACAUUUGUCCGUUUGUGCUUAUUUCUCACCAUUUCAAUCUUGUUUUGGAUAAAAUGUUUAUAAAAUAGAUAAAUUCAGACAAUUAUGGAGGGGAAAAUUGGUGUUUGUGGUCAUCUUCGUUAGUGAUGCAUAAAAACUAAGUCAUGUAAUUCAGCUAAUUUGUGGGUUGUGGAAGUUAAUUUGCAACAUUAUGCAACUUCAGAAGAAACUGAUAGGAUUUAUUUUCAUUAUAUACCAAAUGCUCAGUUUUUACUUUUUAAAUAAAAUUGAAUAUCAAUUUAUUCUUACAAAAAGCAGUUAUGUAUUACAAAACUGUUGGAAUAACAUGCAUUUUAGGAUUUAACAUUUUUUUCCUUCAAGAAGAAUUUGGUAUUUAUAUUUUAGUAUUGAUGUUUGGAUGAUUUAGAUGUCUCCUCCGUUCCAUUUUACCACGACGAUUUAGGAAAAAAUACAGAUUAUAGGUUGUAUAAGAUUUGGUCAAUCAAGGCUGCAUUUAUAGGAUAAUCUCACUUAUUAUUGUCUUGAGAAAUUACAUUGAAUGUGUAAUAGAUUAUUGCCUGUAUUGAAAAUUAUAACCUUAGCAUUUAAAUUUAUAAUUUAAUAGACUAAUUAUUCUGAAUAUAAUAAUAAAUAUUUACUGACAUGUCUGAUCCCAUUUCAUUUGUUUCUUUUUUUAUGCACUAUCUAACAAGGAAUCCUUUAUUGGAAUUGUACUGGUUUAAGUUUUAUUUGUUAAAUUUGUGUUACAUUUAACAUUAUUUUCUGUGUUUACUGUGCAGAAGUAGUACAGAGUAGUAUGGAGUAGAAAUGUCUCUCAAAUACAGUUACAAUUUUUUUCUACAUUUCCAUUCCAGAAUAAUAUUUUGUUCUUUAAUAAAACCGUUUGGUAAAAAUA